AUGACAGACGACGACGGACAGGCGACCGGCUGGGAGUUCGAAGCGUUCAAGAAGGACUACCUGGCAAGGAAGUGCAGCCUCACACUUUUGACGCCCGUGCCCUCCCCAGAGCCUCCGCACAAACAGCCCGUGGACGCAUGCAUGAAUAUCUCGCAGCUGCGCACCGAAUCCACACGGCCGAGGCAGAGAGAAGACACGGGCACGAACGCACGAGGCGUGGAAAGCCUCCCCGACAACAGCAGCACCUCGACGGGGCACGUCCAUGUUUUCUGGCGCGAAGCAAAGAACACGCCGGCGCCAAAGAAGCGACUGCCGUGCCUGCCACGAUGGACGGCCGAUGACGACGAAGCGCUGGAACAGGCUUUCCAGCGGGCAGAGGCGCCGAAAGAACAACCGCCACGGCGACUGCAAGCGACAACAGCCAUCCAGCAACGCUUGCAAGAAGCACCGCUGGACGACUUCGUGCAGAAUCGACUGCGCGACGAGGAGGCGCCGGGCCGGAUUCCGACCACGAAUCGGCAGUACACCCGACAGGAGCACUUUGAGGGCAUGCUGACCAUGAAGAAGAUGACGGGCGACGGCAACUGCAUCUUCCACGCGCUCGCGGAGAAAAGCGGCGAGAACGCGGUCCACCUGCGCUCCCAGAUCAUCCAGUACCUGAAGGAGAACGCGGCGUCCCAAGAGCACGAAGAGCAAGUGGAAGCCUGGUUGGAGGAAGCCGAACACCUCGAAAGCAACCCGAGUAACUGGGGCGGCGACACGGCCGUCGUCGCCUUCACCCUCAUGAGACAGCAGCAAGCGUUCGUGCACUGGCGGGCGUCGGACGGCGAGAUCCGCACGAGCGAGCGCACACAUGUGGAAGUGCGCGAAGAGGCCCGACGGCGCCCCCACGCAGUACCGAACGUCUAUUAUCACGCAAUCCACCUCUGGUACAACGGGAAGGACCACUACGAUGUGCUCGUGCCCAUUGACCAGAC
This is a messenger RNA of Symbiodinium sp. CCMP2592, 977 nucleotides long. NCBI's taxonomy places the organism in Eukaryota, Dinophyceae, Suessiales, Symbiodiniaceae. The record is from the annotation of a GenBank genome assembly.